This is a messenger RNA of Hirsutella rhossiliensis, 1710 nucleotides long. Its product is annotated as NADH dehydrogenase (ubiquinone)-like protein. Bases 1 to 1710 code for a protein of 569 amino acids. NCBI's taxonomy places the organism in Eukaryota, Fungi, Ascomycota, Sordariomycetes, Hypocreales, Ophiocordycipitaceae. The record is from RefSeq and is a predicted model, not a curated record. The transcript is spliced from 6 exons.
AUGCGAUUCGACGACUGGGACAUUCUGCUCUUCCCCAGAGACUGCAAGACGCCCAUGAAAGAGUUCAAAGUGGCCUGCCAUGUCGUUCACGAUGCUGAGUUCUCUCAUACCCACGGCUCCAUCGGGCUGCCGACCGUCUGCUGUUUUGUCCCGAGCCUGGCAUCUGGAACUCCUUUCCAGGUCUCGAUCCAUUCGUGGUUCGGCCCAACUGUGAGCCAGUACACAAAGUCUUACAGCAAGUAUACCGACACGGUCAAAUUCGAAGCGAGACUAUUCAUCGACGGUAGACUGGUUGCCUCCACGGCCUUGGACCAGAUGACUGCCUGGCCACAUAUUAUCGCCCAUAGCUUCAACUUUCCCAAGGGUGGAGAUCUGGACUGCCUCUUGUUUCCCCCGUUUCGACGAGAAUUGCUUCAGCAGAGUUUCUGGAGCCCUGCCGAUGAUUUGGGCCGCAUCAAGUUGGUCAUCAGCGAGGGUUUCCCACGGGACUCGCUCACCAUGCCCAUCGAGAGAGUCAAGAACAUUGUUUCCUUUUCAUUCCAGCAUGCGCCGCUGGAUAUCCUGGAAAGCUCGUGCAUCGCAUGGCCAAACCCUUCCAUGUGGCGUCGAGCCCCCUUUGCCUCGUCGAUGCCUGUCCCUUCGUACCCGUCCGACGACCCGGACUCGCACGCUCAUUCUCCGCGACGCCUCACCGACGCCGUGCAAGGCAAUGCCUCAGGCUACCCUAUUCCAGGCAUACAAGGAGUGAUGGGCAAGCCUUCAACGAGCUCCGGGAUGCGACGCGUCACCCAUCCCGCUUUUGGCACUCUCUCCCAGGCCAAGAGCAUCGUGGCUGAUCCCUUUGGGGAUGCAAAUUCAUACUUUGAGUGGUUGAGCGGCAUCGGCAUGGGGGUCAACGAUGCGAAUCGAGUGGAAAACCAGGGAAACCCUCAGCAGCGAAUGAUGCGACGGGCGAGCACAGAUAUCAGUAUGCCGGAUUACACACCCUUGGAAUCUGGCGACCAGCUGGCCCCGUCGGCAGACCGGGCGCCUUUCAUGCCAAGCAUGCGGCAGGAAGAGGACGACACUUCCGGCCAUAUGAGGGUCCCCACCAAUACGCCGACGACGAGCGGACAGGCCAGCCAUGAGCAAGACGGAACUCCCUUUGCUAUCGUCUCCCACAACUCAUCGAUACCGUCCGACCUAGCCCACUCGUUGACCAACUCGCUGCUUAACCAGCCGAUGCCUCUGCAUUUUCAGCAGCCCAACUUCCAUGCGCCUGCGAGUGAGGUGAGGUCCCGCAAAGAGAACCGCCGCCAACAGCCAGCUGGACCGUCUCCGUCGGCCGCCUCGACCUUUGGCCAAGACCACCAGGAGAUGCGCCGGGUCUCACAGCAGAUGUAUAUACCUCCUGGCGCCAGCGUACCUGUCUGCACGGUGAACUCUCAAGUCAAUAGUCCUCAAGAUCAGGAUCUCCCAGGCCCGGAGCAGUCCCAGCAAGGCCGUUCCUCGGACAGCGAACCCGGCCCAGGCAGCAACAUGGUGGACGUAAAAGAUGCGGCUGUGGGAGGUGCUGGCGUUAUCACGGCGGAAAAGGGCACGAAACGAAUUCGAAACUACACCCCGGCGUCGGUGAGGGCGAUCGAUGAGGAGGACGAGCCGCGCCGCGGCAGUCCCAGAGUACGCCUGACUCCGUUCACCAAUGAAGUGCCGGCCAAAGAGACUGUGUGA